This is a messenger RNA of Symbiodinium natans, 750 nucleotides long. NCBI's taxonomy places the organism in Eukaryota, Dinophyceae, Suessiales, Symbiodiniaceae. The record is from the annotation of a GenBank genome assembly.
AUGGCCGUCGGAACGGUUGUCGAUCAGGUUGUCGAUGAUGAUGGUGAUGAUGAUGAUGAUGUCGAUGAUGCGGAGGAAAGUUCGUCUGGCUCCGACGACAAUGUCGAAGCCCGAGUGAGCAAGCUGGAGGAGGCGCUUGCUGCGUGUCUGCAGAGCAUGGAUCCGGUCGGGCCGGGCGUCAUUCAAGCCGUGCAAGCACGGCACGCCCUUUGGUGCUGCGGCCGCGCCUUCCGCAGGGGCCAUGCGCGCGCCCGCCGCAGCCGGCGUGUCAGCUUUUCGACGGGAAGGAUCCAGCAGUUUUGGAGCCACAGCUGGCAUGGCAGCACAUGGAACAAGAUCCUGACGGCAAUGUAUCUGCACAACGGAUGCAUGGCCUCGCUGAUCGCAACCAUCGUCGCCGCCAUCCCAAUGGUGCUUUUCACGCUGGAGCUCCUACCUAUGAGGUUUCAGGAGGAUCCGGAAUACCCAGCCACCAGCUACUGGACGAGGCUGGUGGGUUUGUUGACCUACUGCGCCGUUCUGGGCCUCUGGCAACCACGCAAGCACAUCUUUGUUGACAUCUUGUGCAUCGACCAGGGCAGCCCGAAAGCAAAGACGCAGGCGUUGCUCAGCAUGGGAGCCUUCCUCAAGUCCUCAGGCUCCCUGCUCGUCCUCUGGGAUCCCAGCUUUACGCAGAGGCUCCGGUGCCCCUCAACCCGAAACCCGAAACCCGAAACCCUAAACCCUAAACCCCUGAACCCUGAACCCUGA